This is a messenger RNA of Pantherophis guttatus, 737 nucleotides long. The record is from RefSeq and is a predicted model, not a curated record. NCBI's taxonomy places the organism in Eukaryota, Metazoa, Chordata, Lepidosauria, Squamata, Colubridae.
UUUUUAACAAGUUGGCCUUUUUAACAGGUUGGCGUAGAAAGGUGUUUUCCUUCAAGGCGAGAUUUAUUUUAUUUUAUUUUAUUUAAAAAAAACCACCCUCCGUGCCUAACUCAUCGCUAUGCAGCUUCUACUGGGACUUUUCUUCUUCUCCGUCCUUCUGACUACAGGUAAUUCCUUGUCGUGUGAAAUAUGCAACGCACAAAGUUCAGAUUGCUCUGGAUCAAAGCAAGAAUGUGGUUUUGACAAUGCUGUUUGUAUGAAGAUGACUACUGAACUUAAUGUCGGAUCCCAGAAAGUCCAAAACACUAUGAAAAGUUGCAGUCCAAAAGAUGGUUGCAAGUUAUUUGAAGAGCAGAAAGGGAAGGCUUCCAGUUCCCAGGUACCCGGCAUUCCAGUUGGAGCAGUCAUUAAAGAAGUUAUCUGCAGCAAAGCUCCUCCCUCAUUUGCAUCCUUCUUCCCAGCAUUCCUUGGGCUCCUCCUGAUGAAGCUCCUCUUCUAAAGCUUCUCUUCCUCCCACUCAAGAAGUUGUCCCCUUUUUCUUGGCCCGUAUAAUCUCUCCAGCUGAUCAGGCAGGGUCUUCGAUGUUAUGCAUAGAUCUGUAUAUUUCCCCAAAUGGAAACCAGUUAAGCAGACAAAUAUAUAAUCAGCAGCCUUGAAUGUGUGUUUGAAGAGAAAAAAAAAUGGCAUAAUUCCAAUAAAGAAAAUAAUAAUAAUAAAGAAUAAACAAUUGGAUUCCA